Esox lucius (northern pike) is the source of this 1694-nucleotide messenger RNA. RefSeq names its product tubulin alpha-1B chain-like. NCBI's taxonomy places the organism in Eukaryota, Metazoa, Chordata, Actinopteri, Esociformes, Esocidae. The transcript has 4 exons. Gene Ontology annotation, biological process: microtubule cytoskeleton organization; mitotic cell cycle. The record is from RefSeq and is a predicted model, not a curated record. The coding region runs from base 130 to 1482 and encodes 450 amino acids. Gene Ontology annotation, molecular function: structural constituent of cytoskeleton; GTP binding. Gene Ontology annotation, cellular component: microtubule; cytoplasm.
GCGUGUAAAGCUUUUUCCGGUUGCGUCAUAGGAUUAUCUUCAGACAUCGCAGACAUCAAGCUGCAAGCUUCUGAAUCGAGCUACGUUACUUUUUCUAAUUUCAUCUAAUCUCCUUCACAAAGAGUUAUCAUGCGCGAGUGUAUCUCUAUCCACGUGGGUCAGGCUGGUGUCCAGAUUGGCAAUGCCUGCUGGGAGCUUUACUGUUUGGAGCACGGGAUCCAGCCAGACGGACAGAUGCCAUCAGACAAAGCCAUUGGGGGCGGAGACGACUCAUUCAACACCUUCUUCAGUGAGACUGGGGCUGGAAAGCAUGUCCCCAGGGCUGUGUUUGUGGACCUGGAGCCUACAGUCAUUGAUGAGGUGCGCACUGGGACCUACCGACAGUUAUUCCAUCCUGAGCAGCUCAUCACCGGCAAAGAGGACGCAGCCAACAACUAUGCCCGUGGACACUACACUAUUGGCAAGGAGAUCAUUGACCUGGUGCUAGACAGGGUCCGCAAACUGUCUGACCAGUGCACUGGUCUUCAGGGCUUCCUGGUUUUCCACAGCUUCGGAGGUGGCACUGGUUCUGGCUUCACCUCCCUGCUGAUGGAGCGCCUGUCUGUUGACUACGGCAAAAAGUCUAAGCUGGAGUUCUCCAUCUACCCAGCUCCCCAGGUGUCCACAGCAGUAGUGGAGCCUUACAACUCCAUCCUGACCACCCACACCACCCUAGAGCACUCUGAUUGUGCCUUCAUGGUGGAUAAUGAGGCCAUCUAUGACAUCUGUCGUAGGAACCUCGACAUUGAGCGUCCUACCUACACUAACCUCAACAGGCUCAUAAGUCAGAUCGUUUCCUCCAUCACCGCUUCCCUUCGAUUUGAUGGUGCCCUCAAUGUUGAUCUGACAGAGUUCCAGACCAACUUGGUGCCCUAUCCCCGUAUCCAUUUUCCUCUGGCCACCUACGCCCCAGUUAUCUCUGCAGAGAAGGCUUACCAUGAGCAGCUCUCUGUGGCAGAAAUCACCAAUGCCUGCUUUGAGCCAGCCAACCAGAUGGUAAAAUGCGACCCUCGUCACGGCAAGUACAUGGCUUGCUGCCUUCUGUACCGUGGUGAUGUGGUGCCCAAAGAUGUUAAUGCCGCCAUUGCCACCAUCAAGACCAAACGUUCCAUUCAAUUUGUUGACUGGUGCCCAACUGGUUUCAAAGUUGGCAUCAACUACCAGCCCCCCACUGUAGUUCCUGGUGGAGACCUGGCCAAGGUCCAGAGGGCUGUGUGCAUGCUGAGCAACACCACUGCUAUUGCAGAGGCCUGGGCUCGUCUUGACCACAAGUUUGACCUGAUGUACGCCAAGCGGGCUUUUGUUCACUGGUAUGUGGGUGAGGGCAUGGAGGAGGGAGAGUUCUCCGAGGCCAGAGAGGACAUGGCAGCCCUGGAGAAGGAUUAUGAAGAGGUGGGGGUUGACUCCAUUGAGGGUGAUGGACAAGAAGAGGGAGAAGAGUAGGCCUAUUGAAUUUUCAUGCAAGGACAGCACUAGAUACUUCAACUUAUGAAAGCACAGUUAGAAUAAUAUAUGCAUUUAUUUUAAGAGUAUUGUUUCCUUGCUGCUUGUUUAGGUUUAAAUCACCAGUAGUUUGUUUUAGUUGUGGUCACAUUAAUAAUAUAAUUUUUCUCAUUGAAGAUGCACCAAUAAAACUAUGUUUAAAUGAAUCUCAA